GUAAACUUUCAGCGGACCGUGAGGGAGGAAAAAAAAAAUCUCUCUUUGUGGUGAGGGGCUCCUGGGUGGUCACGGAACCGGGCGCUGUGCAUUAGGAAAGGGAAUUGAAGAUGCGGAACAUGAUUUGCCUGUGGUCACAGCUGAAAAUUUGUGGUGCCUGUAUUAAAACCAGGUCUCUGAAGAAAGAUGAACUUGGCUGAGAUUUGUGACAAUGCAAAGAAAGGAAGAGAAUAUGCACUUCUUGGAAAUUAUGACUCUUCAAUGGUGUAUUACCAAGGGGUGAUCCAGCAGAUUCAGAGACAUUGCCAGUCAGUCAGAGACCCGGCUAUCAAAGGCAAAUGGCAACAGGUUCGGCAAGAAUUAUUGGAAGAAUAUGAACAAGUUAAAAGUAUUGUCAACACUUUGGAAAGUUUUAAAAUGGACAAGCCCCCAGAUUUUCCUGUGUCCUGUCAAGAAGAACCAUUUAGAGAUCCUGCUGUUUGGCCACCGCCUGUACCUGCGGAGCACAGAGUUCCACCUCAGAUAAGGCGUCCCAAUCGAGAAGUAAAACCUCUGAGGAAAGAAAUGCCAGGAGCAGGAGCCCGGGGACCUGUAGGCCGAGCACAUCCCAUAUCGAAGAAUGAGAAACCCUCCACAAGUAGGGACAAGGAUUGUAAAGCAAGAGGGAGAGAUGAAAAGGGAAGGAAAAAUACACAAGAUGGUAUGAGCGAUGGUGAAAUUCCAAAAUUUGAUGGUGCUGGAUAUGAUAAGGAUCUGGUGGAAGCCCUUGAGAGAGACAUUGUGUCCAGGAAUCCUAGCAUUCAUUGGGAUGAUAUAGCAGAUCUAGAAGAAGCUAAGAAGUUGCUAAGGGAAGCUGUUGUUCUUCCAAUGUGGAUGCCUGAUUUCUUCAAAGGGAUUAGAAGGCCAUGGAAGGGUGUGCUGAUGGUUGGACCCCCAGGCACUGGAAAGACCAUGCUAGCUAAAGCUGUUGCCACUGAAUGUGGCACAACAUUCUUCAACGUUUCCUCUUCUACACUGACAUCCAAGUAUAGAGGUGAAUCUGAGAAGUUAGUCCGUCUGUUGUUUGAAAUGGCUAGAUUUUACGCCCCAACCACAAUCUUCAUUGAUGAGAUAGAUUCUAUCUGCAGUCGAAGAGGGACCUCAGAUGAGCAUGAAGCAAGUCGCAGAGUCAAGUCUGAGCUGCUCAUUCAGAUGGAUGGAGUUGGAGGAGCUUUAGAGAAUGAUGAUCCUUCCAAAAUGGUUAUGGUAUUGGCAGCUACUAAUUUCCCAUGGGAUAUUGACGAAGCUCUUAGAAGGAGAUUAGAAAAAAGGAUUUAUAUACCUCUCCCAACAGCAAAAGGAAGAACCGAGCUUCUAAAGAUCAAUCUUCGUGAGGUUGAAUUGGAUCCUGAUAUUCAACUGGAAGACAUAGCAGAGAAGAUUGAGGGCUAUUCUGGUGCUGAUAUAACUAAUGUUUGCAGGGAUGCAUCCUUAAUGGCAAUGAGACGGCGCAUCAAUGGCUUAAGUCCAGAAGAAAUCCGUGCACUUUCUAAGGAAGAGCUUCAGAUGCCUGUUACCAAUGGAGACUUUGAGUUGGCUCUUAAGAAAAUUGCAAAGUCUGUCUCUGCUGCAGACUUGGAGAAGUAUGAGAAAUGGAUGGUUGAAUUUGGAUCUGCUUGAAUUUUUGUCAGCUCUCUCAUUCUGGUAUUUUUAUUUAUAAAAUGUGAAGAAAUUCAUGCAUUUAAAAAAUAGGUUUGGAAACUUUUCAUUGGAGAGAUUUUCACUUAAAGGCAAACAAUCUAAAACUACAGAGUGUAAAUGUAGUUGGAAAAUAAGAGAAGCUUACGUAGAAAACCUGAUGGUCCCUGUCACCCGACUGUGUGCAUUAAUAUUGCAGUCCCAAACCAGGAUGCCAGGACAGUGGAGGAAAGGGAUAAGUAUGCUAUUGUGAAAGCUCGUUUACAAAAGAUUUAGAAGGACCUCUCUUUCUCACAUGCAUUUGUUGUCUUUUGCUUUUUGUGUUUUUCUAUUCUUUUCUCUAAACAUGAGGGCUCUACACAUGUUGACUUUUAACAUCAAAACUGAGGUUGUAUCAGAUUGAUUAUUCAUUAAGAACGAUAGUUGUGGAUUAGAUAAUGAAUUUACUAGUUAAACCUCUAGAAUUCAGCUCUUUACUGUUAGAGUCUAUUAUAAGGUUUGAAUUUUUACCCUUCCUCCCCCCACCAUUUCUUCUAUUAUUAGCCUUUAAUCUUUUAUUAAGUGCUGGGUGAGAAGAUCCUCAUGCUUUGGUGAUUUUUGAGUCAUUUUGCCAGGUCAUUUCUCCAGUUGUUAGUAUUUUUGCUGGUACUUCUCAUAUUUCACAUUGGAAGGGUGGGAAGAAUAUUAUGGUGCACUGCACUUCUUCACUCUAGACCUCUGGGUUUGUUUUCACUUUUCUUUCAAUGCAGUCAAACAGAUAAACCCAUUAUUUUUUCCAGCUCCAACAUUGUUUGAUUUGUGUUGAAUUUGACUUUUAUAUUCUAAGUAAAUACUUUUGUAUUGUGAACAAGUCUACUCUCUUGUGACUAAUGCAAAGCAAAUAAAACCAAAUUGAUAGUUUUCCAGACAGCUUGUUUAACAGAAUAGCAUUGUACACAAUGAGUGAUGUUCAUCUGAAAAUUUUUUUGAUUGUGCUUUGUCAAGGUUGAGAACUUGGGCACAAAAUAAAAAGAUUAGGAUAGAAAAAUGCCAUGCUUUAUCAGUUCAGUAGGAAUUAGACUGAACGAGGCCAGAAAAAAGUAGACAACCUACAUCUAAUCACAAAUGGAGUGAGUCCCGUGGUGUUUAAAAUUACAUUUAUCCUAUUUUGAUUGGGCAGCCUAUGCUUUAAUGGCCAAGCUUUUAAACUUUUUAUUUGAUCAUAUCCUGACUUUUCAAUUUUGGAGAGUACCUACUGGUUUAAACAAACAAACCCAUGACUCUUUAGAUACUUUAUAAAAAACCUUUUAGUAUCUUGGGAAUUUUUUUUCCCUACUAAGAACUAUGUAAUUUACAGAUAACUUAAAUCUGACUAAACUCCAGUAUUCAUCUACUGCUAUA
Messenger RNA from Phyllostomus hastatus (greater spear-nosed bat), 3057 nucleotides. It is a transcript of the gene KATNAL1, whose product is annotated as katanin catalytic subunit A1 like 1. Bases 187 to 1659 code for a protein of 490 amino acids. Gene Ontology annotation, molecular function: ATP binding; microtubule severing ATPase activity; ATP hydrolysis activity. The record is from RefSeq and is a predicted model, not a curated record. NCBI's taxonomy places the organism in Eukaryota, Metazoa, Chordata, Mammalia, Chiroptera, Phyllostomidae. Gene Ontology annotation, cellular component: microtubule; microtubule cytoskeleton. The transcript is spliced from 12 exons. Gene Ontology annotation, biological process: microtubule severing.